Molecule: messenger RNA, 2091 nt
Organism: Aspergillus melleus
Lineage: Eukaryota; Fungi; Ascomycota; Eurotiomycetes; Eurotiales; Aspergillaceae
Product: anthranilate synthase / indole-3-glycerol phosphate synthase
Exons: 3
Coding region: 1-2091 (696 amino acids)
Biological process (GO): L-tryptophan biosynthetic process
Cellular component (GO): cytoplasm
Molecular function (GO): tryptophan synthase activity
Source: RefSeq, a predicted model, not a curated record
AUGGAGCACAUCCGACAGGCUUUCGCUCGAGCUGCGAGUCAGCAGCGUGCUGCCCUAGUGGCCUAUAUCACAGCAGGGUACCCUACGAUCGAGGAGACGGUCGAACUGCUCCUGGCACUUGAGACUGGCGGCGCUGAUGUUAUCGAACUUGGCGUUCCAUUCACCGAUCCGAUUGCCGACGGCCCAGUCAUCGAGGCAGCCAAUGUAAAAGCCCUAGCGAAUGGGGUCACGAUCACAACGGUCUUGGGUAUGGUGCGUGAGGCGAGGACGAGAGGUGUCCGGGUCCCGAUCCUGUUGAUGGGGUACUAUAACCCAAUUCUCCUAUAUGGGGAGGAGCGGAUGGUCAGCGACUGCAAAGACGCAGGCGUCAAUGGCUUCGUGAUGACAGACUUGCCGCCGGAGGAAGCAGGUUCUUUCCGCGGGCUUUGCAACACAUUCGGGCUCUCGUUCAUCCCACUUGUCUCCCCUGCGACGCCCGAUGCGCGCGUCAAGCUGCUGUGUCAGAUGGCCAACUCGUUUAUCUAUGUGGUUUCACGCAUGGGCGUGACGGGUGCUACUGACCGGUUGGGCGAGGAUCUUGGGGAGCUCAUGAGCCGAGUUCGAACUUGGUCUGGGAGAACUCCCACCGCCGUAGGAUUCGGCGUGAGUACACGGGAGCACUUCUUAGCGGUGCAGGACAUCGCGCAGGGCUGCGUGAUCGGGAGCCAAAUUCUCAAGGUAAUAGGCGCGGCUCCGGCUGGUCAAGCGGCCACUCGUGUGGUAGAAUACCUCGCUGGAAUCACGGGCCGCAGGAUGACGAGAGGAACAAACGGGGUGCUCAUAGACUAUCAGAGCGCCACUCAACCGGUUUUCCGUGACCAAAGAAAUGCCCUGUAUCUGGACAGUCGGGUUCCCUCCAGCAUACGGUUCGGUGAAUUCGGCGGUCAGUAUGUUCCAGAGGCCCUUAUAAACUGCCUUUUGCAACUCGAGCGCGGAUUCGAAGCAGCACGCCAGGACCCUACCUUCUGGGACGAAUUUCGGGCCCAUUACGCCUACCUCGGCCGGCCCAGCAGUCUUCAUCUUGCGGCGCGGCUUACAGAACACGUCGGGGGAGCGAAUAUUUGGCUAAAGCGAGAGGAUCUCAACCAUACGGGGAGCCAUAAGGUGAAUAAUGCUCUCGGUCAGAUUCUUCUUGCGCGACGACUAGGAAAGACGAGGAUCAUCGCCGAGACUGGAGCCGGCCAACAUGGUGUAGCCACAGCCACUCUAUGCGCUAAAUUUGGUCUACAAUGCGUCAUCUACAUGGGUGAAGAGGAUACACGCCGACAAGCCUUGAAUGUGUUCCGCAUGAAGCUGCUAGGCGCAGAAGUUGUGCCAGUUCAGACGGGGGGGCGGACUUUGCGCGAUGCAGUCAGCGCGGCUCUCCGGGCAUGGGUAUCAACCCUAGACACGACGCAUUAUGUCCUGGGUUCGGUGUCAGGACCGCACCCAUUCCCCACGAUUGUGCGUACCUUUCAAUCAGUCAUUGGAGAUGAAACCAAACAACAAAUGAACGAAGCUAUUGGUCGACUUCCCGACGCGGUGGUUGCCUGCGUGGGAGGCGGAAGUAAUGCCUCGGGCAUGUUCUAUCCCUUCCUUCACGAUCCGGUCCAGCUUCUAGGCGUCGAGGCUGGAGGCGAUGGUUUAGAUACCUCUCGCCAUUCAGCGACGCUAACCCGGGGCAGCAAGGGCGUGCUUCACGGGGUGUAUACGUAUCUGCUGCAAGAUAAUCAAGGGCAGGUUUCGACCACGCAUUCGAUCUCGGCGGGCAUGGAUUAUCCGGGAGUUGGCCCGGAACUAAGCUCCUGGAAGGAUAGCCAGCGAGCUCGAUUCAUGGCUGCUACGGAUGCGCAAGCGUUGCGCGGAUUUCGUGCACUAGCGGAAUACGAAGGGAUCUUGCCUGCGCUGGAAUCUUCUCAUGCUGUCUAUGGGGCGAUGGAGCUGGCCAGGACGAUGGAGAAGGGGCAGAAUAUUGUCAUCAGUCUGAGCGGAAGAGGCGACAAGGAUGUUCAGAGCGUAGCUGAUCAUCUUCCUCGGUUGGGUCCGGAAAUUGGAUGGGAUUUGAUAUUCUAA